CUGUGUGAGAGCAACAGCAGCCUGCGCUCGGCCCUGCUGCUGGGCUCCUGCCUGGGCCCCGGAGCGCCAUUGCCCCCCCUCCAGCCCCACAGUCCCCUCGCUGACCCCUCACCCCACCUCCCUGAGGACACCCACAGCAGGUGAGGAGCGGGUGUGGAGGAGCAGGGACAGCCGUGUCCGCUCCUCCCUGAGCGCUGCCCUGGGCACAGGUACAGGGGGGGCAGCUCUCCACGCCUCCAGCUCCCCUCCACAGCCCCCCAGCAGAGCUCAGCCUCCAGCUCGGACACAGCCUCACUCAGCGACGCUGACAGCUGGAGCUCAGAGGAUGCACAUCCCACCAGCCCCUGCUGGGGCACCCAGGUGAGGCCCUGCCCAGUGCCCCAGCCAGGGAGGCAGAUGCCACUCUGCCUACCCACAGCCCCCCCAGCCCACCCUACGGGCUCAGAAGCCUUGUUGUGAUGCUUGCCACCCUGCAGGACCCUGUCCCCCUGGCAGAAGGCUGCUGCCACCCUGCACAGCACUGCUGCAAGAGGAAGCUCCCUGCCUUCCCACCGGAGGGGUCCAGGGCAGCAGAGGAGCCUGCUCCCCCCUGCCCCAUGUACCGGCUGGUGCUGGCAGGUGACAGCGGCACAGGCAAAUCCAGCUUCCUGAUGCGCCUGUGCAUGAAUGAGUUCAGAGACGUCUCUGCCACACUAGGGGUGGACUUCCAGAUAAAGCAGCUGCUGGUGGAUGGGGAACAAACUACACUGCAGAUCUGGGACACAGCAGGGCAGGAGAGGUACCGGAGCAUUGCCAAGUCCUACUUCCGCAAGGCCCACGGCGUGCUGCUCCUCUACGACAUCAGCUCCCAGAGCAGCUUCCUCAGCAUCCGCCAGUGGAUUGAGGAUAUCAAGGCUGCUGAGACAGCGCUCCCGCUCAUGCUGGUGGGAAAUAAGACUGACCUGCGCCCUGGCCUGCCGGAGGCAGCAGGAGUCUGCAUGGCCCACGGGCAGAAGCUGGCCAUGGUGAGCAGCCACAGCUCAGGACGGUGCCUAGGAGGGCUGAGACCUACCCCCGACUCACCUGCUCUCCUCCCCAGGCCCACAACUGCCUGUUCUGUGAGACCAGCGCCAAGGACGGCACCAAUGUGGUGGAGGCUGUGCUGCACCUUGCCCGGUGAGGAGCCCUGCGUGCCAGGUGUGCUGUGCAGCACCCGGGAAGUGGGCCUGGAUGACAGCCUCACGCUUGGCCCCGCAGGGAAGUGAAGAGGACGGCGAGCUCGAGCAGUGGCUGUGGCGUCCGCCUGGAUGCGAGCAUCCCUCCCCUGAGGGCAGCUCCGGGCUGCUGCAGGGCCUAGCGCAGGAGGCGGGCGGGCUGCAGGCCAUCGCCCGCCCCCACCCGGCAGCUCCCCCCGGCUCCGGGCCCGCCGUGCCACCCGCUGCCCCCCCAGCUCCUCCGGAUCCACACCGCCUCCCUGCAAGCGGCCCCCGGAGCCGCCUGCUCAGCCCCCACUACAGCU
This is a messenger RNA of Oxyura jamaicensis (ruddy duck), 1498 nucleotides long. RefSeq names its product ras and EF-hand domain-containing protein-like. The transcript has 6 exons. The record is from RefSeq and is a predicted model, not a curated record. Gene Ontology annotation, molecular function: GTP binding; GTPase activity. NCBI's taxonomy places the organism in Eukaryota, Metazoa, Chordata, Aves, Anseriformes, Anatidae. The coding region runs from base 459 to 1244 and encodes 261 amino acids.